AAAAAAUUCUUCAAGUAUAAAAUUAUUUUCAAACUUGUUGGCGGUCUGUAAACAGCUUAAGUUAUUGGAAGUUGUCUAUCCACAGUAAAAAUGGCUCUUGAUUUAACCAAUAUAGGUUCUAUGAAAGUUGUGAGUUUGCCCGGCGGAGAGAAAUCGGAAUUGAAAAAUUUCUGGCAAGAUCAAAAUGUGGCUAUCGUUUUCUUUCGCCGUUGGGGAUGUAUUUUCUGUCGGCUUUGGGCUAAAGAGCUAGAUGAUAUUGCACCGGUUCUCAAGAAUAACAACAUUCGUUUGAUCGGUGUGGGUGUGGAAGAAGCGGGUUCUAAAGAAUUUAUCGACGGAAAGUUUUUCGAUGGCGAACUCUACUACGCUGAAGAUCGCUCAAUUUACCAGAAACUAGGAUUCAAGAGAUUCAAUGUGGUGACAAUUCUCACUUCGUUGCUUUGGAAACAGUCGAGGGAGGCCAUCGCCAAAGGAAAUAAGAUGGGUCUAGGUGGGGAUACCAAAGGUGAUUGGGUGCAAACAGGUGGGAUGUUGUUGGUCGAAAAGGGCGGGAAGUUGAUAAACCAUUUCAAACAGACUGGGCCAAGCGAUCAUUUGUCAAAUGAAGAAAUUUUAAAGUGUUUUGGCUUAGAGCACGAAUACAAUGCUGAGACUAUGGCCAAUAAAAAACGCGAAGACAUGGAAUGCAGCAGGGAUUCCAAGUAAUCGGUAGAUCAGCAGCAGUAGUAUCACCACCAUAGACAUCAUAUAAAAUCACAACAUUUCGUCCAUUCGUCUUAUAAAGUAGAAUUAUAAAAACAUUGUGUAUUUGAGAUUUGUAAUAGUUUUAUGAAUAAAUGAGGCUGUAUAUGGAACGUCUUACUUAAUAGAACGUAGCGAAAAAUAUGUCGAUAAUUUCACAGAAUACUUUUAAAAUCGUAUUUUUUUUAACAAUUUGACUGUUUUAGUAUUCAUCUUUCGAACUUUGCUCUCUAAACAAUAUUCUUCCUAGUACGAAAUUCUACCAACCAACCAGUCCUUGCUAGUUUGUAUAUUUUUGGGCAAGUUAUCUCCAUUUAUUGUAAAAAACCCGUGCGUUGGUAAAUAAAACUCAAACUCGACUUCA
This is a messenger RNA of Pieris rapae (cabbage white), 1105 nucleotides long. RefSeq names its product prostamide/prostaglandin F synthase. The record is from RefSeq and is a predicted model, not a curated record. NCBI's taxonomy places the organism in Eukaryota, Metazoa, Arthropoda, Insecta, Lepidoptera, Pieridae. The transcript is spliced from 7 exons. The coding region runs from base 91 to 705 and encodes 204 amino acids.